Colletotrichum chrysophilum is the source of this 282-nucleotide messenger RNA. RefSeq lists its product as uncharacterized. The transcript has 4 exons. The record is from RefSeq and is a predicted model, not a curated record. Bases 1 to 282 code for a protein of 93 amino acids. Lineage: Eukaryota; Fungi; Ascomycota; Sordariomycetes; Glomerellales; Glomerellaceae.
AUGGUGUCCGCAGCCAAGAUCCUCUCUUCCAUCACAUUGCUGGCCGCGACCGCGGUAGCGCAGCGCGAGAGGAGAUGCUUCUGCUCCAAGCAAGAUCUUUCGGAGGGUGCGCCUCCGAUGGAGGAGCGGGUCGACGUGGGCUGGACGACACAGGCGUGUGCGGAUCAAGGAUUCAUGAGAGGGAAUGCGUGCAUUAUUGUCGCCGACGAGACGAGGGAGAACGACUUCCAGAAUGAUUGCCUGGAGAUUUCUGGGCUGCAGACCACGGGCUGCCUCGACUAG